Suillus paluster is the source of this 2221-nucleotide messenger RNA. RefSeq names its product MATE efflux family protein. NCBI's taxonomy places the organism in Eukaryota, Fungi, Basidiomycota, Agaricomycetes, Boletales, Suillaceae. The transcript has 18 exons. Gene Ontology annotation, biological process: xenobiotic detoxification by transmembrane export across the plasma membrane. Gene Ontology annotation, cellular component: membrane. Bases 263 to 2020 code for a protein of 585 amino acids. The record is from RefSeq and is a predicted model, not a curated record. Gene Ontology annotation, molecular function: antiporter activity; xenobiotic transmembrane transporter activity.
GCUUCAGAUUCAUGUAGGACAAGCUUUGAAACUUCAAUAUAAAAAUCUGAGAAUUUGAAGGCAACAUAAUAUUAUAUGACACCAUUUCAAAACGAUAUCAUUAUGAAUCACUAGAUGACCCUGGGGUAUAAUUCCUUCACUUCUCCCCUUAUCUUUGAGGACGUUCUGACCGCAGGAGCUCCUUAAAGAUUAGUGAAGUUCAUUCUACAGGCUUCUAGCUCCAAAAGUCAUUUGGGUCGUGCUUACUAGCAACAGCCGAAUAAUGUCGCACUUAUCUCAGUUAUCUGGGACACCAUCGUCCCUUCCCCAAGACUAUGCCAUCCUAUCUCGUUUUGCAGCUCCCCAGUUAGAAGAGACGCAGGAAGAGCCUGAGACUUCUCUUGCCAGGAGCGAACAAGAUGAAUACAGUGAAGAGGAUGAUUUGCUUCCAUCACGGAAGCCAGUUAGGCGCACCAGUUUCCCUUCGUCGUAUAUCAUUCCGCCGCAACCGCCCAUGAAUAUCCUUUCUGCAGCACCAAAUGUGCUUCAGCCGACUGAGAACACACCCCUCCUGGCGCCUUUUAUGCCACGUAUCCAAGAGGAUGUGGACUUCCCUCGUGAUGGGCACGAGCCAAGUACAGCUCGGAUGUACUGGGAAGAACUGUGUAUUUUGUCAAAAUACACUUUGCCUGUCUUUGGGACACACGUCUUGGAGCACAGCAUGAUAAUGUCAUCUGUGGUCUCCAUAGGCCAUAUAUCAACCGUAGCUCUUGCUGCCGCAACUAUUGGUUUCAUGACUGCUAACGUCACUGGUCUGAGCAUCAUUCAAGGUCUCGUGUCGACCUUAGAUACAAUGCUUCCUGGGGCUUGGACUUCUAAUCAGCCGCAACUCGUUGGACUGUGGACGCAGCGCAUGGCGGUCGUCAUGGCCGUUCUACUCAUACCUAUGUUUGUCGUUUGGUUUAAUGCAGAGCCCGUCUUGCUUUUACUGAGGCAAGAGGAGGAGGUCGCGCGGCUCGCUGGUAUUUACUUGAAAUGGGCCUCAUUAGGUCUGCCGGCUUAUGCAUUCAAUUGCAUUUCCCGCCGAUAUUUCCAGUCCCAAGGUCUUUUCAAUGUACCUACUCGUAUCACCUUGGGGGUAGCACCUAUCAAUGUGUUUUUGAAUUAUCUGCUAGUAUGGGGUCCAGAACCCAUCCGGUUGGGUUUCAUCGGCGCCCCGAUCGCGACGUCUGUUUCCUAUAAUCUUGUUUCAGUAGCCUCUGUCAUCUACGGAGUCUUCUUCGUUGAAAAGACAGCUUGGCAUCCGCUGUCAAGACGCUGUUUUACCUCGUUGGGUCUUCUCGUCCAGCUUGGGUUAGGCGGCGUUGGUCAGGUUGCUUCAGAGUGGUGGUCAUGGGAGUUGAUUGGGCGUGCUGCUAGCCUUCUUGGACCUACAGCUUUGGCAACUCAGUCAGUCCUUUUGGCGACUUGUUCGUCCACUUUUCAAGCCCCAUUUGCCCUGGGUGUUGCGACCUCUGUCCGUAUCGGAAACCUUCUUGGGGAAAAGAAUGCAAGACGUGCCGGAGUUUCUGCGAAAGCAGCUCUUUUUCUCUCCGCCGCAAUGGCGGCAUUCUUUAGUGCCGUUUUAAUGAUUUUCCGCAAGUCGUGGGGUUAUCUAUUCAAUAACGACGCCGAGGUCGUGACACUUGUGGCAUCUAUCCUACCAAUAUUGGCGCUAUUCCAGAUUCCCGACUUUGCAUGCGCUAUCACAGCCGGAAUACUAAGAGCUAGGGGCAAACAGCUCACUGGAGCUCUGAUCAAUCUUAGCGCCUACUAUAUCAUAGGGAUUCCCUUCGGGUUAUGGCUCACCUUCAAACAAGACCUGCGGCUCGCAGGACUCUGGUAUGGUCUUACCGCUGCUCUGGUUUACGGAUCAACGCUUGGCAUUUGGCUCUGCGUCAAAACAAAUUGGAAGAGGGAAGUGGAGAAAGUAGCUGAGCGCCUUGCUGUAGACAGCAAGUUCCGCGAUGGGCAGGUGGACCAUGAACGUUUGACGCAAUGAGUGCUCGACGAGCUAGUUGAUGAUGCGCAUUGGCCAGAAGGGUGGUUUGGUUUGGUUUAUUCACGUCUUUAAUGAUCUCACGAGGCUCACUUUGACUGAAUCUCCUUGUGGGAAAUUCGUUGUCAGGCUGUGCCUAAGCCGGCUGCGCUUUCAUGCAAAUGUGAACAUAUCUCCAGGCUUCUCCCCGUGAUUCUAGACUUC